This is a messenger RNA of Acomys russatus (golden spiny mouse), 556 nucleotides long. RefSeq names its product N-acetyltransferase domain containing 1 (gene Natd1). Lineage: Eukaryota; Metazoa; Chordata; Mammalia; Rodentia; Muridae. The record is from RefSeq and is a predicted model, not a curated record. The transcript has 3 exons. Bases 59 to 391 code for a protein of 110 amino acids.
CGCGCCGCCAGAGAGUCAGUUCGCUCCGGCCCGCGGUCCCCCAGCCUCGGUGCGCGCGAUGGCGCACGCGGCCCCGCCGAGCGCGCUGGAGCAGGGCGGCCCCAUCCGCGUGGAGCACGACCGCCAACGCCGCCAGUUCUCCGUGCGCCUCAACGGGUGUCAUGACCGGGCUGUCCUACUCUAUGAGCACGUGGGCAAGCGGGUUGUGGACCUGCAGCACACAGAAGUCCCAGACGCUUACCGUGGGCGUGGCAUUGCCAAGCACCUGGCGAAGGCCGCCCUGGACUUCGUGGUGGAGGAAGACCUGAAGGCCCACCUCACCUGCUGGUACAUCCAGAAGUAUGUCAAGGAGAACCCCUUGCCGCAGUACCUGGAGCGUCUCCAGCCAUGACCCUGGCCACUGAGCGCAGGAGUGCACCCUGUGGGCCUUCUCCGUGGGCUUCAGCCAGCUCAAGUGCUCUCAGGAACCUGUUCCCGUGGGGACAGGCUCAGAGUUAUUUUUGCAAGGACACUCAUCUGCAGUCCUCACCCAGGAUUCUAGGGACCAGCUGCUGGC